CAUCUACCCCUUUCAACGUGCGCGACGACGGCUGGGCAGGCGAGAACACCAUGACGGAUCAAAUUCGAUCAAACGUGAUCAGGGACAAUCCUAUUGGAAUCAGCCAGUAUGGUUUCCGCGCCUGGUUCGAUUCGAUCUGUCAAGACAGAAGCAUUGCACGCUCAUCAGAGGCAAUUGAUGCGCUUGAUGAAGAAGGUAUGGGAUCCUAACUGGCCACAUUGCAAUGUGUUUCUUUAACCAGCACAUAGAUCUGCGGAAUCUUGCACUCC
Molecule: messenger RNA, 269 nt
Organism: Ilyonectria robusta
Lineage: Eukaryota; Fungi; Ascomycota; Sordariomycetes; Hypocreales; Nectriaceae
Exons: 1
Coding region: 51-209 (52 amino acids)
Source: RefSeq, a predicted model, not a curated record